Molecule: messenger RNA, 1800 nt
Organism: Ogataea parapolymorpha DL-1
Lineage: Eukaryota; Fungi; Ascomycota; Pichiomycetes; Pichiales; Pichiaceae
Exons: 2
Coding region: 1-1800 (599 amino acids)
Molecular function (GO): protein binding
Source: RefSeq, a predicted model, not a curated record
AUGUCGCAUUCGAUGUAUGGAAAUUGGAACAACCCAAACGCAUAUUCCAAGGAAAACACAGAACAUGUUUACAACAUUAAUGGUCUGUCAAAUUCCAAUAUUUUGGCUCCUUCCCCAGGCCAGGAUGCAUUUUCACCGUUGGCCUACAACCUGCUGUCGGGAGAUCAAUCCCAGUCGCGGCCAAAUGCCCCAAUUGAGCACCAGAUGGCCGCUCUGACUGUCGACGACAGCCAUUUGAAAACGCAGGAUUUUCUGCACCCCUUCGUCGGCCAGCAGCAAUCUCCCACAGCGGCUCUCAAUGCUUUGAAAGCGCAGUUCCAGCUCCCCAAGGUGGAUCCUUCUAAUAUCAAAUGGUACUACUUGGACGCAUCCAAUAAUGAGCAGGGUCCGUUUGAUUCGUCCUUGAUGCAGCAAUGGUAUUCUCUUCGAUACUUCGACUACGGCCUGAAAAUCCGCCGUGAAGAACAGCAGACGUAUAUGACUCUUGCAGAAUUUAUUCAGUCCAUAGGAGAGUAUCUUGUGCCGUUUUCCGUUCCCUUGGCUCCAGUGGUCAACCAGCCUGCUACGGCUCCGGUUUUCUCUUCGUUCCAGGAGAGAAAUCACUGGACAGCUCCCAACGAGCAGAGUCAGUCGGCGUCAGUGACCCAAUCGCUGCCAGAGCCUGCCAAGACAGAGGAAGCUGCAGUGCCGAAGGUGGACGCCAGCGACAUUGAGAGAAUUGUGCGCAAGGCGUCCAGUCUGUCUGUGUCAACAAAACAGGAGACUCGGGAACCAGAGCCGAUUGCGGCUCCUGUGGCCGUUCCUGCGGCUGCCCCAGUAGAGCUAGCAGAGCCAGCUCCCAAGUCUGAGGGAUUGCCUGCGCCAGAAAAGGCGCCAGAAAAAGCUGCAGAGCCCGUCAAGUCCAAGCCACAGUCUCCAACCACGUGGGCCCCAUGGGCUUCCAAGAGCCCUGUGAAGCCAACCAAGACCUUGGCCGAGAUCCAGUCAGAAGAGGCUGAGAGACGCAAAAGGGAGCAAAAGGAGGCGGAGGCUGCCAAGUCUUUGGCUGCCACGCUGGCUCCAAAGCAGGAGACUCCAAAGCCGGCCGUGGCCCUUCCUUCUGCUGCCACUUGGGCCAGUGCUGGAACUGUUUCGCAGGCUAUCCCUACAAUGACACUAGAAGAGAUCCAGCGAGAAGAAGCUGCCAAGUUGCAUGCUGCCAACUCUGCUGCCAAACAGAAACCUGCCGCGGCGUCGUUUGCGGAGGUGACGGCCAGCAGCGGUUGGACCACGGUGAGCAGCAAGAAGACUGCGAAGCCGGCUGUUCCAGCGCCAACAAAGACCAACAAGCCGUCUGCGGUGAUUUCGCCGAAUGUUCUUAGGUCAGUUUCUGCGCCAGCCGCCACACCGGCCAAAAAACCCGUUGUUGGUAGCACGGUUGCUUCUCCAAAGCCGCAGCCAGUGACAAAUAGCAGCUCGCCAGCAAGAGACUUUUUGGUGUGGUGUCGGACGCAGCUGAGCCAUUUGCACAAGGGUAUCGACAAGGAGGAUAUUUUGUCGAUCAUAAUCCAGUUCCCGACGGGAAGCGAGUCACAGGAAAUUAUUGCUGACACCAUCUACUCCAACUCUGCCACCAUGGACGGCAGGAGGUUUGCGAGCGAGUUUAUGAAACGCAAGGCGGAGGUCGAGAAGCUCGUUAAGGCACAGGGAAUACAUUUCAGCUGGGGCGAGGCUCUGAAUGCCAGUGCCCGCGGCCAGGAAGACGAUUUCGACAUGGCAUUUACCAAAGUGGUGAGCAAAAAAAACAGAAGAAAAAACUAG